CACGCGCAUCGUCACUCGAGAUGUCUGAUUGCCGGGCCAGGCGUGCGAACGGUGAGCAACACAGGGGGCCUCCUGCUUCCGUAGCCAUUUUGGCCACAAAGGUCUCCUGCAGGGAAUUCUCUUCCCCCUGGCGAGCAGCUCCUCAGUGCCGCGGGUCGCCAUGUCGUUCCGCUACGGAGGCAUCGGCGGAGGCGCGGGCGGCGCGGGCGGCCUCGGCGGCGCGUACGGCGCCAGCGGCAUGUACGGCGCCAGCGGCAUGUACGGCGCUAGCGGCAUGUACGGCGCGCGCGGCGCGUACGGUGUUGGUGGCGCGGACUGCGGCACGGCGUGUUGCGCGAGCACCAGCGCCUGCAUGGGCUGCGGCCCCGGCUGCGGCGUGGCCUGUGCCGAGGGCUCGGGUUGCGGCGGCGGCGGCGGCACGAUCCUGAGCUACGUGGGCCCGGGGGGCGACUACGUCCAGGAGACCACCUACAAGUACGUGGGCAUGGGCGCGGGCGAGUUCGGGGCAGUCCGCAUCCCUGGUCGCGGUCCGAACUUCUGCCUGAUCUGCCUCGUGCCCCUGGGACUUUCGCUUCUCCUGCUGCCACUCCUCCUCUUCGCGAUGUCACCAGGCUCGACGACCACCACGACGACGACGACCACCACCACCCCGGUGAUCAUCACGACUACUCCGCCGCCUGACACAACGACCACGAAGAAGACCACCACCACCAAGGCUCCGCCUCCGCCCCCGCCGCCCCCGCCCCCGCCCCCGCCCCCGCCGCCCCCGCCGCCUCCUCCUCCUCCCACGACCACGGAGAAGAAGAUCAACUGCGGCGAAGGCGACGUCGUGUCCUGGGACGUGCCCAAGAAGGUGUACUGCUGCCUGCACGAGGGUAAGGGCUGCCCGACGACCCCGGCUGCUCCCAGCACCAUGCCGGCGCCAGUCGUGCCAGUGGUGACAACGGCGAUGAGCACCACGUCCCCAUGCCCGAUCGAUUGCAACGCUGGCUACAACGACCUCGACCCGCUGCAGUGGGUCCGCGGCUGGUCUGGCGAGAAGAAGCUGUACUGCUGCAAGACCGCGAACAAGGGCUGCCCGUCGGAGCUUCCUCCGCCCUCCGGUGCGCCACCUUCCAACGCCCCCCCCGAGCCGGACAACAGCAAGUACGACUGCAGCGCGGGCUAUCACCACUGCAUGCAUUGCCUCGAGUUGUCGUGGUCCCCAAGGAAGAUCGACUACUGCUGCAAAAACGAGCACAAGGGCUGCAAGGGCGAGGAGCCGGAGUGAAAAGCCCGCCCUGGCGGGGUCCGCCGACGGGGGCGUGAUGCGGGUGUGCCGCCCUCCCCUCGUCUCCUUUUUUCCCUUCCCGAUCCUCAUGACUACUCCACUCCCUGCCUCUCCCUUCCUUUCGCUGCCAGACAGGUGCGUCUCACGCCGGGCGGGAGGCAAAGUUACGCCCGCCGCGGCCCCGCAUGGGGCUUCGGGGCACCUGCACGGCCACACGGCCGGCGAGUGCGUCAUCCCCCGAAGAAAACACAGUGGGCCUCCUGCGCGGUGCUCCAGAGCGUACUGGCGGAUCAGGUGUUGCGUUGCACAUAUAGGCGUUGCAGACAGGCCUGGCCCUUCGAGGGUCGAAGGGGUUCCAUCUCUUCCUUGGCGGAAGGCGGCGG
Prorocentrum cordatum is the source of this 1653-nucleotide messenger RNA. The record is from the annotation of a GenBank genome assembly. Lineage: Eukaryota; Dinophyceae; Prorocentrales; Prorocentraceae.